UGUUUGCAUCUACUCCUUUCGCUCCGGUUCGCCAUGGAUGGAGAAAAGGAGCAUAAUGUGUCGCCUGUAACUUCUAUUACAACUUCUCUCCAUCAUGAAAUCCUAGAUUUUGGCAAUGAAGAUGACGAAGAAAUCUCUGAAUCCUUUGUGUGUUGCGUUUGCCUGGAUCUCCUCUACAAGCCUAUUGUACUUGCUUGUGGCCACAUUUCAUGUUUCUGGUGUGUUCAUAAAGCCAUGGAUGGUUUGGGCGAUUCUCAUUGUCCAAUAUGUAGGUGCCCAUAUAAUUAUUUCCCUAGCAUCUGCUUGAUGCUCCACUACUUGCUUCUGAAGAUGUACCCGUUGGCCUAUAAGAGAAGAGAAAAACAAGUGCUAGAAGAAGAAAAGGAAAGUGGCUUCUUUUCUCCUCAGAUUGAUGACAAUUUUAGCGGAUCGCAUACUAAUGAACUGAAUCUGCUCGGUCAUUGUUCACAUUCUUCCACGGGUUCUCUGCCUGACUUCUACUCGGACAGUUGCUCCACUGGGAAAUUGAGCCCUUCUAAAAUUGAAGAGCCAUUAGAAUUCAACAGUUCAUGGCAUGAAAGUGAAGGGGACACUGAAGCCACUAAAAAGUUGGCUGAUGAAGAAAUUGAAAAAUAUCAGGCUGCAACUUGCAGGCAGGUAUCUGCCUUUGAUGUACUGUGUGCUGCUUGCAAGCAACUGCUCUUUCGACCUGCAGUGCUUAACUGUGGCCAUGUAUAUUGUGAAUCCUGUAUUGCAACUCCGGGGGUUGAAUUGCUUAGAUGUCAAGUUUGUCAAAGUUUCCAUCCAACAGGGUUGCCAAAAGUAUGUUUGGAGUUUGAUCAUUUCUUGGAGGGACAAUUCCCUGAAAAAUAUGACCUGAGAAGAGAGGCAGUUCAUUCCUGUCAAAGUGGAAGACCAUCAGCUUGUAUGUUUCAACCAUCUGCAACACAAGAUGUAAAGCAAGAUGCAAAGUCGUCGUUUCCACACAAAGACUUGUUUAAUUGGUUGAGAGAGCAUGGGUCAAAAGUUCACAUUGGAUUUGGUUGUGAUUCUUGUGGGAUGUUUCCAAUAAUCGGAGAGAGAUACAAAUGCAAAGACUGUAUGGAGAAAGCAGGCUUUGAUCUGUGUGGAGAAUGUUAUAAUACUUGCUCCAAGCGACCAGGCAAAUUCAAUCAACAGCACACACCUCAGCAUACGUUUGUGCUUGUUCCACCAUCACAAAAGUUUAUACGGAGGAUGCUGGCAACACUAUCUACUGGUGGUCCUGCUUCUAUUUUCUCUAGUGAUUCUUCAGAGGAUUCACAAGAGGCUUUCUCUGAUCCUUUUCAUGGUGAUGCUCUGGAAGUUCCAGAAAAUGGUUCUGUUGCUCCCAUAAAUUCCUAUGAUGCUCCAGAGGAUCAAGAAGAUGAUUUGCCUGUUCCCAUGUUCUAUGGUGAUGAUCUAGAGGUUGCUGAUAAUGGUUCUGGUGCUCAAAUCCGUUCUGAUGAUGCUUCAGAAGAUCCAGAAAACACUCACACCACCUUGUAAAAUUAAAGAGAGGGGAUUAUGAAGCAUGGCAGAGUUGGAGGCUUUAAAGGGCAAGAAUCAACAGAUGAACAGCAAUAGAAGCGAAAUUUUUGCAUCAUAGAUUGGGUAUUGGUGCUCAGUCAGCGGGACAGAGAUGACUCAAGGACAUGAAGUACAGAAGAUUCUCGGUCAUAGCUUAUACCCAAAUACAGAUACCAUCACAUUAUGCAAGUGGGUGUUCAUAUUAUUUGUCUACUUACAUUUGUUUUUCUUCUUGAAAUUCUAUACCUGCAUGUAUCACAAAAAUGUCGUUUACUAAAUAAUGAAAGUAAAAUAGUACUUUAAUUUAAUAUAAUAAAUUACUUU
Molecule: messenger RNA, 1872 nt
Organism: Telopea speciosissima
Lineage: Eukaryota; Viridiplantae; Streptophyta; Magnoliopsida; Proteales; Proteaceae
Product: E3 ubiquitin-protein ligase PRT1-like
Exons: 8
Coding region: 34-1527 (497 amino acids)
Biological process (GO): proteasome-mediated ubiquitin-dependent protein catabolic process
Molecular function (GO): zinc ion binding; ubiquitin protein ligase activity
Source: RefSeq, a predicted model, not a curated record